Molecule: messenger RNA, 4154 nt
Organism: Cyprinodon tularosa
Lineage: Eukaryota; Metazoa; Chordata; Actinopteri; Cyprinodontiformes; Cyprinodontidae
Product: interleukin-1 receptor accessory protein-like 1
Exons: 12
Coding region: 461-2608 (715 amino acids)
Biological process (GO): signal transduction; negative regulation of exocytosis
Molecular function (GO): interleukin-1 receptor activity
Source: RefSeq, a predicted model, not a curated record
UUGUCUUUUUUUCUGCCCUUCACUUCAGAAUUUGGCGCUCCUGUGGUCGCGCUCAGCUCUUCUGCGCGGAGCUGCGAGCGUCCGAGCUUUUCCUUCACCUGGAUAAAUACGCAUUACUGCAUUCUACCCUGAAUUUAUUUAUUUUUCUUUACAAUCAGUAUUUUUAUAUAUAUAUCCCUAUCAUGAUUUGCUUUUUACCCCUCUUUGCGGCUGUUUGAAAGUGAUAGACUGCAGUGUGUUGUGCGCUCUAGUUUGCGCCAGCAGAGACUGGCAAUAUGUAAUUUCGAUUACAGCCGCGUUUUUUUUAGGGAUAAGUGGAAUAUUCCCCCUUUUAAACAACUGCUUCCAGUUUACUUUGUGGAGAAGAGAUCGUGAUACACAGUGAUGGUCUGAGGUUGUUGAAACUAACUGCAGAGUGGAUUCUAUCAUUUUGGAAACUGCUUGUGGGACUUUAAAAAAAAUGAAAGCUUCCAUCCCUCUUCUGAUCCUGCUUCAUGCGUUGGUGGUCCAUUGCCUAAAAGUCGUGUCAAAGAGAGGUUCUGUGGAAGGCUGCACAGACUGGUCAGUGGACUACCUAAAGUACAAAGUCCUUGUUGGGGAGCCUGUCCGGAUAAAGUGUGCUUUAUUCUAUGGAUAUAUCCGGGCAAACUACAGCCAUGCGCAGAGCACAGGACUUAGCCUUAUGUGGUACAAAAGUGCAGUGCACGGGGACUUUGAGGAACCCAUCAGCUUCGAUGGCACAAGAAUGAGCAAAGAAGAGGAUUCUAUAUGGUUCCGACCAGCUGAACUGGAUGAUGUGGGCUAUUACUCCUGUGUAUUAAGGAACUCCACAUACUGCAUGAAGGUGUCCAUAUCUCUCUUGGUGGCCGAAAACGACACAGAUCUUUGCUACAACUCAAAAAUGAGAUUCUUCGAGAAGGCAGAAUUAAGCAAAAAUAAAGACAUCACCUGCCCUGACAUUGAAGACUUCAUACAGCCGGGGGUGGAACCUAAAAUAGUUUGGUACAAGGAAUGCAAGCCGAAACAGUGGAGACAAACCAUCGAGAGAAGAAAGGACACACUAUCCAUCAAAGAAGUGAGGGAAGAUGACAUUGGGAAUUACACCUGUGAAAUACCAUUUGGGAAUUUUGUUGUGAGGAGGACUACUGAGUUAUCAGUAACAGCUCCCUUUACAGACAAGCCGCCAAAAAUCCUGUUUCCCACAGAGAGCCAAAUGAGCAUCAUAGAGAUGGCACUAGGAAGUCCUGUCAAUCUGACAUGCAGUGCAUUCUUUGGAUACACUGGGGACACCACUCCACAUAUCUACUGGAUGAAGGGGGAUAAGUAUAUCGAAGACCUGGAUGAGGAACGGAUUCAAGAAAGUGACAUCAAGAAAAUCCGGGAACACCUGGGCGAGCAGGAAGUUUCCAUCUCUCUGACCAUUAGCUCCUUGGAGGAGAGCGACCUUGGCAACUACUCCUGCUAUGUGACAAACGCCAACGGGCGGCGCCAAGCAAACAUCCAGCUCGUCAAGAAAGCUGAGCUGAUGUACACUGUGGAGUUGGCUGGAGGUCUGGGAGCCAUCCUGCUGCUGCUCAUCUGCCUAGUGACCCUCUACAAGUGCUACAGGAUCGAGCUCAUGCUUUUCUACCGGAACCACUUUGGCAGUGAGGAUAUCGACGGAGAAAACAAGGACUACGAUGCGUACCUGUCCUACACCAAAGUGGACCCGGACCAAUGGAGCCAGGAGACCAGAGAGGAGGAGCGCUUUGCCCUGGAGAUCCUCCCCGACGUCCUGGAGAAGCAUUAUGGGUAUAAACUCUUCAUUCCAGACAGGGACUUGAUCCCCACAGGAAGUUUCACCAAUGAUCAUUUCCAGGAUGACACACGACUACUUAGAGCCUACAUCGAGGACGUUGCACGCUGUGUGGAUCAGAGCAAGCGCCUCAUCAUCGUCAUGACACCCAGCUACGUGGUGCGGAGGGGGUGGAGCAUCUUUGAGCUGGAAACGCGGCUGCGCAACAUGCUGGUGACGGGCGAGAUCAAAGUCAUCCUGAUCGAGUGUGCCGAGCUACGCGGCAUCAUGAACUACCAGGAAGUGGAGGCCCUGAAACAUACCAUCAAAAUGCUGACGGUCCUCAAGUGGCGCGGCCCUUCCAGCAACAAGCUCAAUUCCAAAUUCUGGAAGCAGCUGCUCUAUGAGAUGCCCUUCAAACGCAUGGAGCCCCUAAGCAUCUCCCACGAGCAGGUGCUGGACGUGAGCGAGCAGGGCGCUUUCGGAGAACUCCAGACUGUUUCAGCCAUCUCCAUGGCAGCGGCCACCUCCACCGCCAUGGCGACGGCACACCCAGACAUUCGUUCGACCUUUCACAACUCAUGCCACACCCAGAUGAGGCAGAAACACUAUUACCGUAGCUACAACUACGACCUGCCACCCGGCGGCACGCUCCCGCCGCUCUCCUCACUAGGCAACCAGCACACCUACUGCAACAUCCCCAUGACGCUCAUCAACGGACAGCGGCCGCAGUCCAAGUCGCCGCGCCAGCAGAGCAUGGAGGAGGCCCACGCCAACAACGCCAUGCUGCCGCUGCUUCCUAGAGAGACCAGUAUAUCGAGCGUCAUCUGGUGACAGAUCCGCCGGCAGUCAGACCCUGAAUCCUCCAGAACCAGACGGAGCCGAAUGGCCCUAAGGAAACUCGCUGCUGUUCUAUUUGCACCGGAAAACAACAAGUGGGGGAGGGGGCAUUAAACACACUGGACAAAACUGAAAUUGAAAAUGGUGACGGCGACUAUUUCUCGUUUUGUUUUAGUCUAAUAAGAGCUUUUAUUAAAACUGAUCAGCAACAAAAGAUUUUAAAAAAAGGAACCGAGGAGAACUUUUUUUUUUUUUUUUUGUAUGCCUGUAAAAACAAGUAACACAAGCCAACACCUGUCAUAAAUUAACGCGAUAGUCGAGGAAAACAGGGUCCUGUACAUACGUUUCUUUUCUAAUUCUUUGUAGCAACAGUGUUUGGGACUUGUUUCAUUAUGUUUUCUCAUCGGUUGGGAAUCUUUAUUUUCCUUGUUUUGUUUCAGUUUGUACUAAAGUGAAGCAAUGGCCUGUAUGACGUGUUGGUAGAACUGUUGUUACCUUUAUCUUAAUUUGUUAACUGGUGUAGUUUCUAAUGCUUUUGGUGGGUUUUUGUUUCUUGGGAGGGGGGAUAGUUUGGAGUUACGGUCCUCUGGAGAGGGAUGAGAGUUUGGGCUCAACCAGAAUAUGCAAAAUUUAGAGUCCAGAUGACAGGAUAACGAUGGGUUUUCAACUCCGAUCAUGUCUGAACGUUAUUGGAAGAAGACUAUGGUGCUAGGCUUCACAUCUCUCUCUCUCACUGCGACAUUUCCUCUUAAAGAGCAACCUUGCUAUUUACCUUAACAGAAGAUUAUAUCACUGAAAAGUAAUGAUGUGUAUUAUUUUAUGAAAAAAGAAAAGUAUAUUUUUGUAACUGAGGGAUACUUGCUAAUAGAAGUUCUAUGUAUGACAUUUCUGAUGGAAGUGAUUGGAAAAACAGAUAUAUUAAAAAACUGUUUUAUGGGGAACUGUUUAGCUCGGGGAAAAAAAAAAAUCAAAGGACGACUCAUUGAUGUCUUUUACUGUGAGAUAGAAGAGCGUCUAAAGGAGGAGUUUUGACAUUUUGAUUCAGCUCAGCAGACUUUUUCUAUCACGAUUGCCGAUUUCAUUGUCAUUGCAGCAGCUCGCCGCCAGUUUAACAGGGAUGGAGCUAUCGAUGAUGUCAGCGCGGAUGAAGGAGAAAGCCAUCGUCACUCUACCCAGUUUCCACUACAGGACCAAACAAGGCUGUCCAGGGCUAAAUCAUUAUCCGUUAUCCAUUUCCUCCUAAAUGACAGCCCUGUUUUUUGUUUACCAUCAUGUUUCCUUGCAGAACACUUUAAGGCAGCAUCCGGUAUUUGCUAAACGACGAGAUUCCUUUUCAUAUUGAGUCAGAAAAUGUCUACAGUGCCUUGAAAAAAAAAGAGAAAGUUCACACGGAUUUAAAUUUGUUUUGGUAACACAAAAGUAGUUCAAAAUAGAGAAGUGGAAGAAAGAAAAGUAUGGCUGAUUGUUCAGAUCUGCAAAGCGUGGAACCAGUUUGUAUGUUUGAUGAGGAAAAGCCUCCCCACAGCAUGAUGCUGCCAAC